AAAUGAUGGCUUCCAGAAUAGGAAUCCUCAUAGUUGCAUUCCUUUCCUAUGCAAUGCUGGCAUCCGGAUACUUCCUUCAUGUCUCAGGGCUUUCCGGGCUGGGCCUCGCCUUCAGUCAUCCUCCUACCGAUGAUCAUCAGGAUUUCGACGCUCUGGAGCAGCACAAUAUCAGGCACCCUCCUGAAGAUGAACGAGAUUUCAAAAUUCCGGAGCAUGAGAGGGACCAUGGUAUAGGAGACGAUUCUGCUGAUUCAUCGAAGCCUGCUGCCAACGAGCGACUGUUGCAGCAGGUUGAACCUGAAACCGGGCUUGUAGUGCCCGGUUUACCUGUGCAGGAUCCCAACUCCAAACCUGAGCAACAGGCGGAUUCCGAACAUGUGCAAGAACCCAAACCCACGAACGAACCUGUAGAAGAACCCGCAAAUAUGCCCAAGCAAGAACCCGAGAACAGGCCUGUGGAAGAGCCCACGAAUAUACCCAAGCAAGAGCUUGAGAAUCAGCCCGUGCAAGAGCCAGUAAACAAGCCCGUGGAAGGGCCCGGAAAAGGCGGGCUGAGAGAAAUGUUUUACGAGCAGAGUUGUCCUGAUGCUGAGAAGAUUGUGAAUGCGACCAUUCACAAACAUUUUCUAAAGGAUCCAACGUAUGCUGCUGGCUUUGUUCGCCUCUUUUUCCAUGACUGUUACGUCACGGGGUGCGAUGCUUCAAUCCUCCUCGAUACAACGCCUACGAGCGAGCAGGUGGAGAAGAAGGCAAAGCACAACGGGCCGCUCGUGCGUGGCUAUGAAGUCGUCGACGACAUAAAGGCCGAGCUCGAGAAGGCGUGCCCUGGGGUGGUCUCCUGUGCGGAUAUCCUCGCGUUCGCCACCCGCGACUCCCUCGUCUACUCGGGCGUGCCCUUCUACGGCGUCACAGCCGGGCGCCGCGACGCACGUGCGUCCCUCGCUACGAAUGUCGAGGGCAACCUUCCACUCCCGGAUGCCACGGCCGAGGACAACAUCCGCCUCUUCGAGAAGAAAGGGAUGAUGCUGGAGGAUCUAAUCCUUCUCGUCGGCGCACACUCCAUCGGGACCGCCCACUGCAGCAUCGUCGCUGGGAGGUUUCGCGACAAGGAGAAGGAGAAAAAUAUCGACAAAGGGUACUGGAUCAAGAUGCAGACGAUGACGGUCUGCCAGAGCGAGAUCCAGGAUGUGCCGUUCGAUCCCUUCUCACACCACAAGAUGGACUCCCGCUUCUACAAGGAGCUGCUGACCAACAGGGCGUUGAUCGAGUCGGAUCACAACCUGGCAAGGGAUCCAAGGGGGAACAGCAUGAUGAAGAAGUUCGUAGACGAUCAGGCCGGUUGGAUCGCAAAGUUCACCAACUCGAUGAAGAAGCUCGGGGAGACAGAGGUGCUCGUGGGAGAUCAAGGAGAGGUCAGGAAGCAGUGCAGGGCUGUUAACUAAAAAAAAGGAUUGGUUUUGCAUCUUUUUUUCGUAAGUAGGAUUCCAGAUUUCUCUCUCCCCUUAGUGUAAUGCAUUAAAAAUCCAUAAAAAUACUACAG
Messenger RNA from Salvia splendens (bonfire salvia), 1540 nucleotides. Its product is annotated as peroxidase 39. The transcript is spliced from 2 exons. Gene Ontology annotation, molecular function: peroxidase activity; heme binding. NCBI's taxonomy places the organism in Eukaryota, Viridiplantae, Streptophyta, Magnoliopsida, Lamiales, Lamiaceae. Bases 3 to 1442 code for a protein of 479 amino acids. Gene Ontology annotation, biological process: response to oxidative stress; hydrogen peroxide catabolic process. The record is from RefSeq and is a predicted model, not a curated record.